Molecule: messenger RNA, 1287 nt
Organism: Alternaria ventricosa
Lineage: Eukaryota; Fungi; Ascomycota; Dothideomycetes; Pleosporales; Pleosporaceae
Exons: 2
Coding region: 1-1287 (428 amino acids)
Molecular function (GO): metal ion binding
Source: RefSeq, a predicted model, not a curated record
AUGGACAAACACGAGCUACCCACCCCCUUAACGUACCUUCACACUGUUCUCAUCGCAGCGGAGGACACACAUGAAGCUCGCAGUAAUGUCGUUGCUACAUACGACACCAUGUUGCUAUAUGCACUUAGCUACCCGAGGAAACGAGAGCUGGCUCUGAACUCAUGGACAACGAAUCUAGGAGCGCUUGCUUCCACGCCCUCUGGAGAUUUUGGGCAAGCGUGGCACGAGCUGAUGGAGCGUCGUGAGGAGCUGAUCGACUACAUGGACAAAUCGCAGAUGGAAAGAGGGCAGAACGAAGUCUUCAUGGGUGUACGCGUCGACGACCACACUCAGCUUUGGUUGAGGAUGCUGCAAUCGGGUUACAACAGGCAAUUUGCCGAUUUCGUGACCCAGUUGAUGGACGAACAACCCCGUUUUGUCGACCGACCGAGCGACAUUGACACUUUCAUACAACAGCGAUCGCAUGUAGAGGACUUCCCACAUUUGAACGACUUAUUGUUGAUCCCUGCACCAGCCACUGGACACGGCAAGACGGCAGAGAUUGUCUUUAAUCUCUUAGUCCACCACAUCGCAUACAUAUGCGACCUAUUCCAGAAAACAAGUUAUGCACCCAGUCCAGAGUUGGUGGAGGCCAUUGCAGGGUAUCGCAUCGACCAGCUGUCGCGAAUGUUUGCUGAUCCAGGCAAUCACACGCCGUUAGAUGCGCGUGUACAUUCCGCCGGCAUAAACCACCGUACCAUCCAUGACUUCGUUGUUUUGCGAGCGAAGGAGAUUCUCCAAAGUACAGAAAAAGAGCUUCUCAACUGGCACAUGUACAAGUGGCUUCUGGGGUGCGUGGAAAGCGUGAUUCAGGAUGUACCUCGCACUAGGAUUCUUUUCGAUGAUAUUGGUCUUGGCGAGGUCGUAGGCGCGGACAUCGUCGAACAGAGCAACUUCGUCCCCUAUCUGACCGUGAGUCUGACUAUCCCUGAAGGUAUGAUUCAGGAAUGGCAAGAAUACGAGCCUGCUUCAUUCGAAGACGUAGAGUGGGAAGCGACCGGUCCUCUUAUUCUAGCCAGCAACGUGGCUACGCCUGUCCAGCUUGGGACUGAAGCCAUCUGUCCAGUCGAUUUGGAGCCCUUUGACGUCCGCAACGCCGAUACGAUGGCUUGGGGGGUCGGAUGCGGCCAUGCGUUUCAUGCGCAGUGCUUAGAAGAUCUGAUCAACGGUAUCGAGAAUAACAGCAAUUGCUGUCCGCUGUGUCGAGCGGAGAUCUGUGAUGCGAGAGAGCGGCGUCGUAUUGAGUAG